Messenger RNA from Hipposideros armiger (great roundleaf bat), 243 nucleotides. It is a transcript of the gene WFDC13, whose product is annotated as WAP four-disulfide core domain 13. Gene Ontology annotation, molecular function: peptidase inhibitor activity. The transcript has 2 exons. Bases 1 to 243 code for a protein of 80 amino acids. Lineage: Eukaryota; Metazoa; Chordata; Mammalia; Chiroptera; Hipposideridae. The record is from RefSeq and is a predicted model, not a curated record. Gene Ontology annotation, cellular component: extracellular region.
AUGAAAACUGUGCUGCUUCUCCAGUGCCUGCUGUUGACUUGCCUCACACCACAGCUGGUGCCUGGAAGUCCCAAGGAAUAUUUUAUGAAGGAUAUCUUGGAACCUCCACCCUGCAGAGGACCCCCUGGAAACUGUACUCAAUUCUGCACCUUGCAGGAAGAUUGCCCAAAAGGAUUUCAGUGCUGUUCUGCCUUCUGUGGGACAAUCUGUACAUUAAACAAAAAGAUCAAGCAAAAAAAGUAA